This is a messenger RNA of Achroia grisella, 4285 nucleotides long. RefSeq names its product glycine receptor subunit alpha-4-like. Gene Ontology annotation, molecular function: extracellular ligand-gated monoatomic ion channel activity; transmembrane signaling receptor activity; neurotransmitter receptor activity. The record is from RefSeq and is a predicted model, not a curated record. Gene Ontology annotation, biological process: nervous system process; signal transduction; regulation of membrane potential. Gene Ontology annotation, cellular component: membrane; neuron projection; synapse. The transcript is spliced from 10 exons. The coding region runs from base 325 to 1764 and encodes 479 amino acids. Lineage: Eukaryota; Metazoa; Arthropoda; Insecta; Lepidoptera; Pyralidae.
CCGCACCGCGUAAUCGGUUGCGUAGCAAUAGUUUUUCUCGCAGCGCGUCACAGGGUGAGAGCGCACGGAAGCGAAGGUUGCGCCCGUGACCGCGCCCGCCCGCCGCGAUAGCGUCCGCCGUCCGCCGUCCGCCGUCGCAGUAUCGCUCCGCGCUCGCUGCUUCUCGGACCUCGAGCCGUAUCCAACUCAGCAACCUGGAUGCACCCCCCUGAACCCAGUGAAGUGAUGUGCCAUUAGCUGACGAUGUGUAAGCGGCGUAUGUGUAAAGUGUCUAUAUGCGCAAGAGGUGCGAUCCGGCAUAGGUCUGCGCGACCGUAGCAAGUCAUGUGGACGCUGUCGCUGGCGUUGCUGGCCAUCGUCACGUUCGGCGGUGGAGCCAGCUUCUCAACCAACAAAGAACUAUUGGAGUGUGCAAGCCAGAUCCUGUACAUGGACCAACAUUCAUAUCAGAUUCCCACAAACUACAAUAGAAACAUUCCACCCGGCAAAAACACCACAGUUUAUAUCGGCGUCAACAUAAACCGCGUCUCUGGUGUUGACGAGAAUAAAGAAGAGAUAACAUUGGACAUUUUCCUGCAAGCAUCAUGGGAAGAGCGGCGCUUGAACGUCCCAUCCGAGAUUCCGUUCAUCGACUUGCCAUGGGAGUUCCGUGAGCUCAUAUGGACGCCAGACCUAUACAUCUGGCAGUUACAAUCCAUGAAGAUCCUCUCCGUACUCAAGGAAAUGGCCUCGCUGAGGCUUUACUCCAACGGCACCGUCUCAGUCAGUAUUGGUGCAACAAUAACAAUCAAAUGCGAGAUGGACUUUGUGCUAUACCCACUAGAUGUGCAAAAUUGCGCGAUAGAUUUCAGUAGCUACAAAUACACAAGGCAAGACGUGCGUUUCGAGUGGCGUGAGGUGGCGCCAUGGCUGGGACUGGGGCCUGCCAAUGGACAACGCAGCCAGUUCCGCCUCCCUAAAUAUGUGGUCACAUUCGUCACGGACAAAAGUAAUCAUAUUCGCAAUUUUGGUGAAGGCGAGCACUCAGCUGCUCGUCUCCAGAUCAAACUGUCCAGGGAGUUGAGAAGCUACCUCCUGGAGAGUUAUCUACCUUCCUCGUUGUUCGUGAUCAUCUCAUGGGGCAGCUUCUGUGUCAUUCCGGAGAUUGUCCCUGGUCGGAUGGUGCUUCUGGUAACUACUUUGCUGUCGCUCGUCACCAUGUUUGAUACCGUCAGCACAAAUUCGCCGGACGCACUAGAGCUGAAAUGCAUCGAAGUGUGGCUGAUCUCGUGCACCAUCUUCGUGUUCCUGGCACUGAUGGAGUACUUCAUAGUGUUGUUUGGUAUCCGAUACGACAAGAGUUGGAGCCGCCGACGGCAGGACCUGCGACGAGCUGCCUCCGCCGCCCAACUAGCGCCUCCAAUGCAUAUGAAUCAUUCUCAGAGAUUAAGCACUCCUGUGACGGGAACCCCACAAGGUGGAGUGUUCACGCCACAGCUCAGCGUCGAAGAUGACGGCCUCAAGCAACAAAUGUCGCAUCAAACAAUUCAACGGGACUCACCAAUGCUGGAUACGCUCCAGUCUAGCGGUGGUGGAGGCAGGUCGGGUAGUGGUACGCUGGCUCGACUGGGCGCGCUAGUGGACAGCGGCGUGAUGUUCUGCGGCGCGCAACAUGGCGCCCUUGAUCGAUUCGCGCUUAUGGUCUUCCCAGUCUGCUUCUUCCUCUUCAACGUUAUCUACUGGACUACAUACCUCAGUGAGGCCCACAGGGUCUACGAUAAAUAAGUGAAAAUCCGUUGGACACUCGACAGUGACAGAGCACGUGUUUCACCGAAAUGUGAUUGUUGUGCCUAUAUAGACAUAUUGUAACAUACUUACUUGUAAAUAUUAGACGAAUUGCUAGUCGACUUUACAAAAGUGUGAACCCCUGUUAAUAAGUUAUGAUUAGGUAAGGCUUAUAUUAAUCUUUUGACUACCACAGUUUAUUUUUAUACACAUGUGAAGAUUUUUUUGUACAGGUACAUAUAAAUACUAUAUUUUUAUUCGCGACAUUAAUAUAUGUACAACAUAGCACUGGUAACAACAGCAUUCUUUAUUGUCUAAUAUAUUUAUUGUCCAAUAUUUUUUAUUUUGUUAUGUAUUUUGAAAUGAUAACAUGUUCACGUAGGUCUGUUUGUGGAUAUAUUUUUUGAAGUCUGCUUUAUUGCAUGAUUAAUAUUUCGGUGCACAAUGCAGAAUUACAGAUUUUUUAUAUAAAAAAAUGUAGUUGCUAUCUAUAUUUUUGCUACUUGUUUACUUAAAUAGAUUGUUUCUGCCAGUUACACGAUGCCGAUGUUACCAGUUAGGUAGGUAUACAGGAAGUGCCCUUAGGAUAUUCUAAUAGUAUUGAAAUUAUUACUUUUAUUUUUUGUUACAUUAGGUAUAUAAAUAUAUAUGUAUACUUUAUAAUAUAUAUAUACUGGUAUGUUAAUAUAACAUAUACGUUAUAAACAUAUUAUACUAUAUGUUCAUAUCAAUGCAUAUCAUCACAAAAUUAAAAUAGAUGUAUAAAUUCAUUAUACAUACAUAUUCGUAUUAGUUCAAAUUAUAAAAAUGUAAGGUGCCUUUUAUACGCAUUAUUUUAAGUUUGAUAACUAUUCCAUGCUUGGGUCAGAAGAAACUAUGUACUCGUAGGUACAUAAGAUUUAAUCUACAUAUCUGUUCUCCGUACCAUUCUUACUUUAUAAUACCUAUCUAUAUAUAUUAUAAAGUAAGAAUGGAAUAUAUUAUAAAUUAUAAUAAUUAAUUAGGUAUUUAUGCAAAUAAAUAUUUAUACUUAAAACUGCUCAAUACUGAAGAAUUCUCGUUAAUUUAACCUAUACAAAUACUACAGUCCUUAAUAGUUCUACCGUAUUAUCACUUCAAUUUAUGGGCGCAUUCAAAAUCUUCAAACGUUUAAAGACUCUUGCCUCGCUUAUCUUGCAAUGUACAUUUUGGUGAUGUAGCUUACGGUAUUAUUAAAUAUUUACAUUUUAUGAAGCUUAUAAUAUAAAGGUUCAUCUUUAACUUUUUAGCAAUAAGUAUUAGGUACCUACUUCCCCAUAAGUUUCAAGUUUUUUAGUUACCCUGGUCAUAUUUUAUCAACAUAAUAUGACCAGGGUAACUAAAAAAUUAAAUACCUAUAUGGUUUAAUUGCAUACUAACUAAUCGAUAAUAAAAACUUUAAAAUUUGGUUCAAUCGCCUUAAAGAAAGUCUACCUAAUAAAUAAAUAUACAUAUUUCAUAUAUAUUAUAUAAUAACGAUGAUGAUUAUGAAAUUUAACUUCUGAAUGAAAUUAGGAAUAAGGAAAACGGUAGGUAUAUAAUAUCUAUACAGGGUAUAAAAUAUUAACACCCUAAGUUAUAAAGUCUAUGCACUUUGUGAUAUACGUAGGCGCGUCGCACAGCAGACACUCGCAUUGAUGCAAUGUCACAAUAUAAACUUAAUUAUCAAAAACAUACUGCCAAAAUUAUUGUUCACAAGACCAUAUAGAACCAGGUACAACGAGGCAUAUGUUGCCCAAUUAGUUCUCACGAAAGUACUUACCUAUAAAUUAGUAACUAAGAAACAUACCUAAUGUUGUAUAAGAUAAUUUAAGACUAUACAUGAAAUUACGCUAGAUUUCUCGUACAACAAAAUUAACAUAGGAUAAACAAUAUAGAUUCGAUCUGGUAGGUACCAUAUUUAAAUCAAUUCUAUUAUAUACUGUAAAUAAUAAUAAAUAAAUAGGGAAUUUUUAAAAAAUAUUCACCACCUUAUAACUGUCAUACAGUAAUUAAACUAUAAAUAAAUUAUAACAAUAUAUAUAUUAAUAUUUUUUAAAUAAUAAAGAUUAUGUGAAAUGAUAGAUAUAAUUUAUUUUAUUUUAUAAAAAAUAUAUAUAAUAACGAAACUACUUUCCAUUGUUAUCUAGUCAUAAAAACGAUCUUAAUAGAAAUUAAAAUUAUUCGUAAUUGUAACACUUCAUUACACUGCACCCCUGGCCCAUUAGUAUGGUAGGUAUAGCACAAAUUACUAAACCACUAUUGCACAAUAAUGUUAAUUAACAAAAAGAUAUAAGAGGCUCGAAAAUGUAAUAAUGUAUUAAAAGGUAGUUAACUAAAUAAAAAGAUUGCUCCCUCUAAACAUAAUUCAUUGUCACGUUUAAUUCAUUCUUUAAUAUUUCAUUAUUAGAAUUCGUCAUUAAAUUUAUAGUGGAGUUUAAUUCUGGAUAUUCGGUGUAUAAUUGUUAUUCUUAUAAUUAUUAUACACUAUAAAAUAGGCACACGUCAAUAAAAUACUAGAUAU